AUGGCCCGUGGCAAGUUCUACCAUUGGCCACGUUGCCACGUUGCCACGUUGACACGUUCGCCAGGAUUGAUGGCCCCCUUGCUUCAACAGCAGACCUGCGAGGAAGUGCGACUUGGCGAAGAAGCGAUCCGCACUAUCCCUGAAAAUGGCCUGGAAAGGGAAGUCUGGGAGGAGAACACGGUUCCCAAGGAAGUGAUGUACGUCCUGUUGGUGUGUAGCGACGGCUGUUUCGAGACCCAGGGCUUCGCGAGUUGGUUGUUGCAGCUGCGGUCGCUGAACGGCGCGCAGGUGGCGAUUUUGCCCAUCAUCGCAGAGUCAGGCUUCCGCUUCCCCUCCUUGACCUUCCACAGCGAACUGCUGAGAAUUCCUCACCUUCAGAGUUUCGACCUUGGGAGCUAUGCAAAGAUCAUUCGUGCCUUAUUUGGAGAGCUGUGGUUUUUCGUGGCUUUCACACCUCAGAGCUGUGGAAGCAAAGAGCUCCACCUACGCGCUGAACAGGCGCACGCUCUGCUCGUCCUUGCGCGGCCCCUGGCUGAACGCCUGGCCGCCGUGGAGGCAGAGACCAAGGUGCAAGAUCAAGAUGAAGACACGCAAAAGGCGGUCAUCGCCAUGAAGACCAUCUCUUCCGGCUCCAAUCUUUCCUUGACAGCCACUGUCAGGAGCGAUUUGGAUAUGGCCUUCAUGGCGGAAAUCUACCAGAUGUACUUCAACCCCACGGUGGGUGAACGCUUUUAG
Molecule: messenger RNA, 735 nt
Organism: Cladocopium goreaui
Lineage: Eukaryota; Dinophyceae; Suessiales; Symbiodiniaceae
Source: the annotation of a GenBank genome assembly